This is a messenger RNA of Saccostrea cuccullata (small rock oyster), 1810 nucleotides long. RefSeq lists its product as uncharacterized. The record is from RefSeq and is a predicted model, not a curated record. The transcript is spliced from 2 exons. Lineage: Eukaryota; Metazoa; Mollusca; Bivalvia; Ostreida; Ostreidae. The coding region runs from base 208 to 1590 and encodes 460 amino acids.
UUUAUAACAUUUACAAGUGACUGUUUCCCUUCCUGGAUUAUGUCAGGGAUCGCUGAGCUGAUCAUCACACGACUUCCUGGAGUCAGUAAGUGGCAAAGGAAAUGGUAUUUUAUCCGGAGUUUCUUCCUGAGUAAACCUACAACCUUAAAUCGCUUAGGAUAAAAACGAAGUAUAAUUAUUUUCAACAUAAAACCAGUAAGGAAAAAAAUGGACGACACUGUUUCUGUUGACACGGCCGCUGAUAGCGAGAACGAGGAACGACUGUCCCGGGAACUCAUUAGGAAUAUAUCAAUGAAAAGGGAAGGUAAAUCUACGUUUGUAACAUUUAACGAUUUCUUCACGAAGGAUCCCCUGGAUAACUCCAUUCCUGUCUGUACGCUCCGAGAAUCGGUCACCUCGGAACUAGCUCCAGACGAGAAGAGCGCGCUGGACGAUUAUAGAGCAGACGAUACAGAGGGAGUGACAUCAAACGACACAGAACAGGGAGAUAGUGAUGAUGAUGGCGAAAACACGCAGACCUGUGAAUUAGAUGGUGCAAAACCUACUCCUGCUUCUUGUGUUUCUGUGGAAGUAGGAAAUUCAGAACAAGAUGCUGCUGCUGCACCAUGCAAUGGUACAGAAAUCGCUACAGACGACGGACCAGUUUCUCCAAAGAUAAAGCAAAUCCCAAAUCAAAACGGUUUGACAGAGAACGAGCUACUUAAAAACACCAGCGUCACAGAAAAGUGUGGGGAUAUAUUCAUGAAAGAAGAUAGGGAUGUUGAAAGUGGACUUGAAAGUGUAAACUUGCUUCAAACAGCAGAUAACGGACAUAUUUGGGCAAAUUUCGGAAAAGAAAUGUGUCAAAUUGAUCUAACAGGGAAUGUUGUUUUUAGGCAGACCUUUGAUGUUCCUGUCGAUGAUUUCGCUGUACUUGGUUCCAAUUCCGUCUUUCUUAUAGAGCCACAGAUUAAGACCAUUCGAUUUCUGAAGAUCGAAACAGGAGAACCAGUAAUGACAAAUUUUGACAACUUAUCCCCAGAUAUCCCUAAAAAUGUGUGUAUCAAUACAAAAACAAGAGAAAUUGUAGUAAGCAUUUUAAUGAACAGAGGGUUCCUCUUUUUUAAACGUAUUCGAACCUCUAUCAGGAAAUAUUCUUAUAGUGGCAAAUGCAUGGAAGAAAUCAUUCCUAAAAACAAAGGAACAGUUAUAUUUGAUAGUACGCUAGAUAUGACCUGUAAUGAAAACGGCGACAUAUGUAUUGCAGCCGUGAAAGGUUCGUCUCACUUUGUUGCUGUAUUUGACCAAUCAGUCAACUUCCGAUUUGCUUACGUUGGCGGAGAAGGAAGAGAAAACUCUUUCCGUCCCACUUCCGUUUGUGUAGAUUGUGAUAAUAAUAUCUUAUCCCUGGACUCAAAUAGUAAUGCUAUCCAUAUCACUGACCUUAACGGAACUUUUCUGAGGUUAAUAAGCCCAUUCGGUGACAAUUCAGUGUGUCCUAAAUUAAAAGCUGUAUGUAUUUACAAGGACAACAGGUUACUGAUUGGUCAGGACAACGGAAAGAUUCGUGUGAUGAAGUUCACAACUCGUUCAGAGACAACAAAACUCUGAACGAUAUCAAUGCAACAUAGUUGAUUGAGUUUAAGUCAGCAUCAGUUAACAAUCUUCCUAUGUAGAUCAAAAUAUGAGAAAGAAUGUUUUUUUAUUCUUAUAUUGUUAAAGGUUUAAAAUCUUUCACAAUAUUUAAAGAAAUUUAAAUUGAGAAUAUUUUUUAAAUUACUUAAUAUAUAAAAGUUGCUUUUGAAUUGUUUUAUUUGAACCGGAGACAUUG